AUGAAAGAAAUUUUGAAUGUUUUGAAUGUUCUAGAACCUGAACAGAGUUUGAUUGGAAUAAUGAAUAAGCAUAUUAGUGUUUUGGAACAAUGCAUUCACUUUUUAAAACACCUCUUCUCUAAUGACUUCGAUGUUGUGGCUGAUAAUGCAACUAAGACUUCUAGAGCGAUUAAAUUAGAAAUGAUUGGGAAAAUGGAAACAUUGAAAAAGAGUAAGUUUAUUUAA
Molecule: messenger RNA, 225 nt
Organism: Meloidogyne enterolobii
Lineage: Eukaryota; Metazoa; Nematoda; Chromadorea; Rhabditida; Meloidogynidae
Source: the annotation of a GenBank genome assembly